AUGCAGGACGGUAUAGGCGCCCUCGAGUCCACCCACGGCCACGGCCCGUUGCUGAGUCCCUUCGAGGCUAUCUUCACUACGUACCCGCCCGUCCUGGCCUCGCUCCUCGCCCAGAUCUCGACGGCUACGCUCCUCGACUUGUACCACACGUCGAGACACCUCCGCGACUUCCUCAAGCUGUACCCCCUCGCCUGGAAGACGCUGUCGUUCCGGUUGCCACAGCCCGCCGUCGCCAUGGGCUCGCCUGGGAACGAGACACCCGACGGCCGAGAGCGCCAGUCGAGGCCCUACGCGUUCGAUGCGCUGUUGAAGCAGAUCAUAGGCCCACAUGGGGCGUGCUUGACCAGCCUGGAUCUCUGCAACACCGCCGUCUCGGGGACGGCGCUUAGCAUGCAGGUUCUGGGGCCGCGGAGCAAUACUCUUAGACAUUUGUCGGUACGGGGCUGUAAGAAUGUUUCGAUUAAGUAUCACAUCGUCCCUUUCCUGGAGCCGUUCACAAUGGAUCAAAUGCCGGAUUCAGCGGUAGAACUUGCCUUGAAGAGCCUCUAUACGUACCGCUGUCGGCACCACCGUAGACGACCAUACCUUCCGCAGUCUCUUACGCGACGAGACUCCGACUCCGACCCCACACAUCAGUUGAUCGAGAUAUGCCAUAAACUUGGCAUAUGGACAGAUACGGCGUGGUGCCCAACGCCAGGAGGCCGUUGUUAUCGGAGGAAAGAUUACCAUGCAGGACGAGCAGGACCGCAAAAUGGCGAAGUUUGGGUGCCGUAUGACCGCUUAUGGCGUUCAAGUAAUCGGAUUGGGCCCGCGGACGGUGUUGGAGAAAAGCUAGGACAAUCAGACGGGAGGCUAUGGGAGAUCUCUGAGACUGGCCAGGAUGGCGAACCGUUGGGAACCGAUAGUGGUGCUGUAUCCAAGGGCGAGGGCAAGCACGUGCCAGCACACAUGCGGCAGAGCCACAAGACUUUCGUCGAAAACCUCUAUUGCGCGCAAUGCAACGAGGAGAUUCUUGAGCGAUGCGAAUCGUGCAGCGUUCGGAUGCACUGCAUGGGAUGCCGAAAGACGCUUUGCGCCAGCUGCGCCUUCAACAAGCCUAUACCUAGGAAGCGGGAAAAAUCAAGGCAGUUUGCAAGCACGGCGUUCGGUUCUGGCUCCACAGUUGGCACCACUCUGAACCAAGCCUCAACCGGCUCCAACGUUUCGCUCCAAACCCCGAACCACCCUGCGCAGCCCCAGCAGGAUGACCGCUUCUGGUGGGCUCCAGGGGCAACGCGGUCGCCCAAUCUCAUGAACGAGUCUUCUCAGGAGGACGAAGACUCUGAUUCUGACGAUGGCGGCAACCUCAAUCAAGGUCUGCCAGUGCCACCUCCCAAUCGCGACCCGCCGAAACUUAACAUGCAUUGGUGCUGCCUGGAACCUAUAUUUUCAGGCGGCGGCGGCAUUGCUGUACUAGGGACUGGGCUGGGUGGCAGAGGAGCUGACAAGAUACGAGCCGCACCGCUUCCGCGCACUAAGCAGUUCGAGGACCCGGAUUUCUCAAAUCAGCUUCGGCCAGUUGACUACAUUCGAGAAUUGAAGAACAAUGGACUUUACGAAUAUGUCCUCGGCGAGGACGUUGACCUUCUAACCUACCUAAAGCAGCCCAGUCUGGAGCUGCAGGCCCAGACAUGCCCCCGAGGUCUCUGUCAGGACUGCUACAGGAGUUUCCGUUGGAAAGUCACGUGCCGAACAUGCAAAAACCCUAUCUGCAAAGAGCACGACUUUAGGGGUCUGAAGUUCCGCAAAUGUGGCUAUCGAGACAUGGUCACCGAACGUGAACAUGUCAGAGCGCAUACGGAACCACCACGACUCAUCAUACCUGAAUUCAACCCCACUAAAAACGCUCAACGACUCCCUACUGGACCUCCUUCCUUUAGUCAAUCCUCAUCGUCUCUGAUUACUGAGCUUGACAUGGGCGACCAAACACCUAUGUCACAGUCUCAGAUCCUCGUCCCUCACGUACCGCCCUCUUCCGUAGAGAUGUCCGCCGCCAAUUCCGUUGCAUCUCAUGUGUCCAAUUUCGACCCGACCUCAAACGCCGUUCCCGUGCCAUUUGUUCCAGUAAGCUCCUCGAGGCCGCGAUCCCUCAGUACCUCAGGUGUUCGCAGCCGGAACCUAGCGUUCGCGUCAAACUCAGCACGGGUUGGCAUUCCUAGUUCCAUAACCAAUCCUCUUCCACUGCCCUGUCAUCCCCGUCACCCCGUUCAAUGGGAGGGCUGCGGAGCCUAUUUCUGUCAGUAUCCUAGGCCUGUAGGGGACAACAGACCACAGUGCCCCACUUUGCUCAAGGAGUGUACUGAGUGUGCCGUACUCGUGUGUGAUCAAUGCAACUUGGCGAAUCCCACCUGCACCUGCACGUAUUGCACAGUGAAUUUUCACUGUCCAACAUGCUCUCGCAAACCAGAUGUUAGGGCAAAAUGCCGCUAUGAAAUGGAGACUCAGGCAAAACUCGCAGAGGAAAGACGCGCACGCGAAAGGAUGGAGAAGGAGAGGAGAGGACGAACUCAAGCUGACGAGUUAGCUGGAGCUGUCUUCGAAUUUUUCAAGUCACUGUACACUCACGAUGAUGUUGACGAAGAUGACGGACCGAGCAUCACCCACCAGGAGAACGUUGACAUCGCCAGCCAAAGUACCAUUGUCAACACGACCAGCAAUCAACUAUCGAGCCCAGACUCGAUCACCGUUACGACAGUUUUUGGUGUGCAUGAGGAGCCUUCCAAUGUCACGGUCAUCUCUGGGCCGUCUACGUUUCCGAACCACUACUCACAUGCAUCUGAAGAGGCGGAGACAUCUGAUUUUGACGUUAUGGAUGAACUCAUGCACGGAAGCCACGUUGUAACGCUGAACGAGGCAGACUUGGGUGCAUUCUUGGCUGGCGGCGUCAAUGCUCCUGACAUCGAUUCACUACUAGGCAUCGACACGGAUAGCAAUAUGAACGACGAUGGCGACGAUGCAGAUAUCGAUACGGACGAAUUCGAUGCCGAAAGUGCGGUAAUCGAUGAGUUCUUCGAUGACGGUGGACUGACGCCAACUAUGACCACCCACGCAUCGAACCUGUAG
This is a messenger RNA of Paraphaeosphaeria sporulosa, 3102 nucleotides long. RefSeq lists its product as uncharacterized. NCBI's taxonomy places the organism in Eukaryota, Fungi, Ascomycota, Dothideomycetes, Pleosporales, Didymosphaeriaceae. The coding region runs from base 1 to 3102 and encodes 1033 amino acids. The record is from RefSeq and is a predicted model, not a curated record. The transcript is spliced from 3 exons.